Molecule: messenger RNA, 1035 nt
Organism: Phacochoerus africanus (Common warthog)
Lineage: Eukaryota; Metazoa; Chordata; Mammalia; Artiodactyla; Suidae
Product: melanoma-associated antigen B4-like
Exons: 1
Coding region: 1-1035 (344 amino acids)
Biological process (GO): negative regulation of transcription by RNA polymerase II
Cellular component (GO): nucleus
Source: RefSeq, a predicted model, not a curated record
AUGCCUCGUGGUCAGAAGAGUAAGCUCCGUGCUCGUGAGAAACGCCGCCGCAACCGAGGUGAGACCCAAAGUCUUAAUGCUCAGGCCACUACAGCAGGGGAAGAAGAGACCACUUCCUCCUCCUCUCCUGCUCCUGGAGAUGCUCCUUCAAGCUCCUCUGUUGCUGGCACUCCUCAUGGGCCUCAGAAAGCCCCAGCCACGACCAGUGCUGCUGCAGGUGUCACACGCUCAAGAUCUGAAGUAGGUGCCAAGGGCCAAGUUGAGGAAAGUAAAAAUUCCACCCAGGCCUCAACUUCCAGUGAGAGCUCUCGCAAAGAUCCUCUAACCAGGAAGGUGGGGAUGUUGGUGCAGUUCAUGCUCUUUAAGUAUAAAAUGAAGGAUCCCGUUAAAAAGGCAGAAAUGCUGAAGAUUGUCAACAAAAGGUAUAGGGAGCAUUUCCCUGAGAUUUUCAGGAGAGCCUCUGAGCGCAUGGAGCUGGUCUUUGGCCUAGAGUUGAAGGAAGUCAAACCCAACAGUCAUUCCUAUACCCUUGUCAGCAACCUAGAUCUCCCCAACGAUGAGAAUCCAGGUGGUGGCUGGGGCUUUCCUAAGAAUGGGCUUCUGAUGCCCCUCCUGGGUGUGAUCUUCUUGAAUGGCAACCGCGCCUCUGAGGAGGAGAUCUGGGAAUUCCUGAAUAUUUUGGGCCUCUAUGAUGGAAGGAAGCACUUCAUCUUCGGGGAGCCCAGGAAGCUCAUCACUGAAGAUUUGGUGCAGGAAAAGUACCUGGAGUACCGCCAGGUGCCCGACAGUGAUCCUCCUUGCUAUGAAUUCCUGUGGGGCCCCAAAGCCCACAUUGAAACCAGCAAGAUGAAAGUCCUGGAGUUUUUGGCCAAGGUCAAUGAUACAGUCCCCAGUGCCUUCCCACCCCAUUAUGAAGAGGCUUUGAGAGAUGAGGAAGAGAGGGCCCAAGCCAGAGCUGCAGCCAGGGCUGGCACUGGUGCCAUGGCCAGUGCACGCUCCAGGGCCACAUCCAGCCACUCUUCUCGCCCCUAUUGA